AUGAGAAUGGAUUAUCAUGAAAAAAACAAUCAUUUUACUAGUAUAAAACAAAAUUUUUGUUUUAUUAACAAGAAAAUUAGUGGGAAUAUCAAAGGGAGUUCAGGGCACAUAAAUAAAGACAUUGUGGAUUUUGAUGAUAAUUCAACAAAUGUUGAAAACGAUGACGGGAGUGAAUAUACCAAAAGUAGCACAAGCAGCAGCAGAGGUAAUUAUGUAAAUGGACACCAUAUAACAGACUCCAGUAGCAGUAAAAGAAAUUAUGUAAAUGUAUACCAUCCAACAGACGCUAGUAGAAGUAGUAGUAGAAGUACUCAAAGCACAAGGAGUUAUAACAAUAUAGGAUCUAUACGCAUAGAGAAGUUCAAAAGUGCCCCUAAUAAAAAUCAUUCAAGGAAUACAUCAAAUACAAAUUUAAUGAAUUAUAUUGGAGGAAAUGAAAAUAAGUUCUAUGAGCCCUAUUCUAAUAAACAAGAUAUAAAUCUCAAUGGAAAAAAUAACUUAUAUAAUUGUGACAAUAAUAACGAUGUAAUAAAUAAUAUGGACGAAAUUAACUUUGUGAAUCAUCGAGAAAAUAAGUGUUCAGGACAAAGUAAUUCAUGUAUUAAAGAAAAAUGUAUACAAGAUGGAAGUAUUAGUAUGAAAUUAAAUAUUCAAAAAAGCAAGGAUAAUAAUUUAUUAUAUCUACAUAAACAUAAACAGAUUGAUGGGAAAUUAAGGAAUCAUUCAAGCAUUUCUGAUUCAAUUAUGAAUCCUACAAAUUGUGCAUAUGAGCCAAGUUCGAGUUAUUUUCAGGAACCAGAAGCCACACAACUCUCUAGUAAUAUUAGCAAAUUUCAGAGUAAUGAUACACUUAAUGACAAAUUUGAAAACAUUAACAUUUUUAAGAGUCAAUACUGUAUUAACACAUUAAUCAAUAAUUCAAAUGUUACAGAGGAUGUGAAUAAUUACUUGUGUGAAAAUAGUGCUAACAUAGAUAAUAAUUCUAUCACUUGUGAGCAGAAUAAAAGUUUUAAAGACAUUGCGAAGAUAACACAGGGUAAUAUUAAUAUUAAUGGGAUUAGAACUGUGAAUGUUAAAAGGGUAGAUAACGUGAGAAACGUAAACAAUGUAAAUAGUACAGGUAUAAGUAUAAAUGGAAAUGAUAAUGAAAAUGUGAAGGUGAAGGAUAGACAUUGUAACACUUCUUAUCCAAAAAAUAGUGCCCCAAUGUUGUAUAAAAGUAGUAACUUCCCAAUAAAUAUGCAAAAUAUUAGGAUGGAAAAAAAAACACAUGAUAAUAUUAUUGUACCAGAUGAUAGUUCCAUAUCCUCCUUUUUUGAAACAGAAUUACAAACAAAGAACUCGAAUAUGAUGUGCUACAGGAAUAAUAAGCAUGAGAAUUAUAGUAGUUCCAAAAGUGGUGGUACAAACAAAGCAGGUGGCAAUAAUAAAGAUGUUAAUAAUUAUAGAGGAAAUAGUAACGUAAAUAAUAGCAGUAAUGGUGGAAAUAACAAUAAUAGCAAUAAUAGUGGAAAUAACAAUAAUAACAGUAAUAGUGGAAAUAGUGGACAUAGAAGCGGAAAUAACAACAGAGAUAGUGGAAAGGAUGAUGAUAAAGAUAGUCAUAGAGAUGGUCGUAGGGACGGUUUCAAUGAUGAGCAUAAGGAUGAUGAAAUUGAAAGCAAUAAGGAGGACGAAGAGAAUGAUAAUAAAGAAACCAAUAAAAGUAACAGUAGAGGAAAUCGUAAAAAUAACAGUUCUGAUAGGAGAAACGAUUGUACUUUGAAAGAUAACAAUGUGACCAAGGGUGAAAAAAAAAAAAAAAUCACUAAAGAUUCCAUAAUUAUCAAAUGCAGUAAUGGGAAAAGCAACAAGAAUAGCAGCAGUAGCAUGAAUGAAAACAGUACUAAUAAUUUAACUAAGACAAAUGCGAAUAUUGCUAGUGAAACUAACAACAGCAUGAACAUCUAUAGCAGCAUGGAGAGCCAUCAAAAUAAUGUCAUUUCAUAUGCAAAUAUAAUUUUUGGGAAAACGAAAAACGGAACGAAAUGCAACUCUACAUCCUCUAUAAAUAGAAUGAACGAUUUUCCAAAUAAUAUUAACAGCAAAAUGUACACGAAUUUUUCCAACUCAUAUGAUAACAAUGACAGUUUUAUGAAUGUUGAUGAUAGUAUAAACAGUUGUAACACGGGUAGCGUGGACUUAAGAAUUAUUAAUCAGGAUAAUGGACAGGGCCUAUCGAGCGGUUUAAACGGGGGAUGCAAUAUAAAUGUAAUGUAUAAUAACUUAAAUGGGAUUGGAAACGUAAACGGGAUGGGAAGCAUGCACGAAAUGAACAAUCCAAACGGAUUUACCAAUGUGAUGAACGAUAUUAAUAUCUCAAGCAGUAUGAACAGCUUUUCCGAUCCACAGAGCAAUACAGGAACGUUUUUUAAUAUAGACCAUAACGAAUUUAUGCAUAUAUGCAAGAACAGUUUUAAUUUGAAUAAUGAUGGAAAUAUAGAAGGAUGCAAUGAAAAAUACUUGCAUAUGGAAAAUAGCUUAAACAGUGCAAAUGGCAUGAACAAUAAUAAUAGUAAUAACACACUAUUUAAUUCUAUUAAUAAUAAUAAUAAUAAUAGUAGUGGUGGUAAUGGUAGUGGUAAUAGUAAUGUAUAUGAAGGAAACUAUACAAUGCAGAGUACAAGAGGAGGACUAGAAGGAAUCGUGGGGAGUCAGGGAGGACAUGUGCACAUGAAUAUGAACAACUUAAAGGAAGAUUACAUGAGCUAUGGAAAUAACAUUAUGAUGCAAAACAGUAGUGGCCUUUUUUAUAAUGGAAAUAAAGAAAAAGUACACAUAAGCAUGAACGAAAAUAUGAACAAAUUUCAUGAAGACAAAAAAAAUAAUUCAUUUCAUUUUAAUAAUAAUAUACCAGAAAAAUGUGAAGAAGAAAGGAUGAUACAAAGUGGUUAUCUGAAAAUGAAUUUAAAUGAAUUGAACAAGUAUGAAAAUGAUAAUUUCAAUAAUAAUAUGUUGAAAAAUGAGUGUUUUUUUAACAAAGAUAAUAUUAAAACACUGGGAGAAAGUAAUAUGAUUAUAAACAUGAACGAUAAUUUUCAAAACGACAAACAGAUGAAUCAAAAUUUAGAAGACAGCCUAAAUUAUAAUGAAGCGAAUACUUUAAAUUUAUUAAAUAUUGCUUUUAACGAAAUAUAUCAAGAUAAAAAAAUUAUGAUUGAGAAAAUUAUUACAAAGAAAUUUUUGUGUAAGCUGACCAAAAUUUUAAAAGAUAUAAAUCCAGAUAGUAUAAGAGUAAAGGGAAGACAAUUAAAGCGAUUGAUACAAUUAAAGAAAGAAUUCACAAAAAAGGAAGAAAAAAUUGUUAAUAAGGAAGGGGCAGUUAGCCUGCAUGGCAAUAAUGCAAAUAUAUACAAUAGCAACAAUUGUUUGAUUGUGGACGACAGGACGCAUAAAAUGAUCAAAUGUGGAAAUGACCAACUUGGGAAUCAUGCAAAAGAUGAAAAAAGUUGGAUAUCUAGUGAUGACGUUGAGAACAGGAAAGGUAACAACGACAGCAAUGGGAAUAGCAAUAAUGGAAGCAGCAACAGCGAUGGGCUCUCUGAACUGAAAAAAGUGCAAGAGCCAAAAAAAAAAAAAAAAAAUAAAAAGGGUGAAAAGGGAGAAAAAGGCAAAAAUAGCGAAAAGGGGGAAAAAGGAGAAAAAUGCAAAAAUAGAGAAAAAGACGAAACUAGCGAAAAGGGCGAAACUAGCGAAAAAAGCAAAAAUAGCGAAAUAAAGGAAUCCCAAUCCCGUGACACACAUAACGCAACUGACAAGAAUGAUAUAAAAAAUAAAAAGGAAGCCGAAAAUAACCUGAACACGCAAGGUGAAUUGAAAAAUCAAAAUAAAAGAAAUGAUCACAUAUGCCCACAGGACGACAAAAGUUGCAUGGGAGAAAAGCAGGGGAAAAAUACGAAAAAGGGGAAAGAAGACCCAACGGAAGAAAUUCCAAAUAAUAAGAAGAAUAAGAACGAUUCUAAGAAUGGCAUCGACAGAAAUUCUAACAAUGUAGAAAUUUGCAAGCACAUUGAAAAUAAAAGUGACAGUGUUAUAUCAAAUGAACAAGGAAAGCAAGAGGAAAACAGUUGUGUUGAAACCACAAAGAAUGUAGCCCAAAAUGAAUCACACAAUCAUAGUUCAAAGGAAGAAGUAGAAAAUUUAGGUGGUGAAGAAUCAAUGAUGCAGAAUAGAAUAUCUGAUAAGGGAAAAUUUGACGCAGCUGAUAAAACUAAUAAUAAUAAUGGUUGUGAGGGAGGUGAAAAUUCUUACAUGAGUGAAAGUACAGAUGUGGAUUUUUACGAUGACAGUAGUGAGGAAAAUGAAAAUGAUGAUAGUAAAUAUAUCACGUGUAUUAACGAGAGAUAUAAAGAAAUAAAAAUUGAAGAAGAUGUAAUCAUAAGAAGAGAUGUUAUCUUCUUUAACUUGUUAAAAUACAUUAUUAAAAAAAAAACAUCAGAAGAUAUGUUAAUAUAUUUACAUUUGUUAAGUGCUAUAAAAAUUGAGAAAAUAUUUGAUCACAUUACACAAUUAUCGUGUGAUAUUUUUAAUACUCUUUUAAAUUCUAUCGAAAUGACAAAGGAUUCAUCAACAUAUAGAUUAUUAUUAAAAAAUUUAGGUGCAUGGAUAGGUAUAAUAACGAUUGGAAGAAAUAAACCACUAAUGUCAAAACAUAUGAACAUUAAACAGUUAAUUUUAUAUUCAUAUGAUAAUGGAUAUUUAAUAGUUACAUUUCCAGCUGUGUGUAAAAUAUUGGAAAGUAUUAAAAAUUCGAAAAUAUUUAGACCACCAAAUCCUUGGACUGUUGGUAUUUUAAAUUUGUUAGGAGAAUUACAUGAAGCGCAAUCGUUAAAAACUAUUUUAAUUUUUGAAAUAGAAUUAUUAUUUAAUUAUUUUAAAAUUAACGUUUUUGAUUAUUACAACAAAUGUAAUAUUAUAAAGUGUCGUAGCUUGCCAAUCAAUACUAAUGAUUUAUUUGUUAGGAAUAAUUUCAGCGAAAAUUCUACUAUAAAUAUGAAUUAUUUAAAUGAGAAUAACAUGAUGAGUGCUUAUUCAAAUCCUGAUCAAAUGCACAUGUUUAAUAAAUCUUACAAUACAUGUGCCAAUUUUUAUGGUGAAAAUUUUGUACAUCAAAAUGGUAACACUGCUGGCAGUAGUCGAAAUAGUGAAAGAAUCAAUAGGGGAAUGGAAUCGGUAGGAUCCGAUGCAAAUGAUGGAUUCAUAAUAAAUAAGGAUACUAGAUUUAACGCAAUGAAUAAUUAUAACUCCACAUCUAAUAUCAUUACAACAGCGAACAGCAAUAACAACCAUGCCAAUGAAUUUAUGACCCAUAAAAAUGAUAUUUCCAAUUUAUUAAAUAAAAAUAGAAAAGGAGAAGAUAUGAAACAAGCGAGCAUUAUUAACGACAUCUGUUCACACAUGGACAUGCAUAACAACAACGGCCAUAGUAGUAGUAAUAUUAAUCCUAAUUUGAUGAACAAUUUGAAUAUCUUGAAUAGUGGAAGCAAAAAUGCUUCAAACUUGACAUACAACUCAUCUGUAGAUGUAAUAGUACAACAAAAUAAUAACAUAAACAAUAACAGUAAUGGUAAUAGUAUUGUAAAUAAAAACAGAUUCAUGAGCUCCAGUUUGACCCAACCCGUGUCCCCAAAAGGAUUUCAAAAAGGUUUAGAAAAUAAUUUCAAAUCGAUCAGUAAAAAUAGUAUGAAUAAUGAAAUGAUCAUAAAAAAUAGUAAUAAUAGCACGUUGAAAAAAUUGUCAGGUAAUAUUAGCACGAAGGAAAAUCAACACAUGCCUAUUUUUAACUACAUGAACGCAGAUACGAAUAAAUUUAACAGUAUUAUGUAUUCAAAAAUUAACGGAGGAAUUGGUAGAACAGACAUGUGUGUAGUAGAGAAUGACGAACUGUAUAGUGGAAGUUCCAACAUUGGUGGUAGUGGUGUUGGUGGUGUUGGUGGUGUUGGUGGUGUUGUGGGCAGUAUCAAUGGAAACAUCAACGGGAAUAUUAACAGUAGCAGUAAUAGCGUGUGCAGUAAGAAUUCGGAUUUCCUACAUCUUCUGAAUAACAAAGGAGCGGGAGGUCAAAGCAUCGUGAACAACAAGAGUGAAGAACUUCUAAUGAAUGAUUUAAAAAUUGCUGCCAAGAAAAAGGAAAAAAUAAUGGAUUCAGAGUUUAAAGAUAUUUCAUUCAAAAAUGGAAAUUAUGUUUUGGGUAAAAAUAAAAUUCCGUUAAGCAAUAAAAAUGACGUGGCGGUUUAUAAAACUUUUGAUCUGAAAAAUGCAAAAGUGACAUCUAAAAAAGAAAUAUAUGAAUGUGUGAAAAGGGAUUCCUAUGUAUCGUCAGCAUCAUCGAGUAUUUUAAAUAUAAAAAACAAUUUUGUAGAAUCAUCAUCUAGUAUGAAGAAUAACAAUAGCAACACGCCUCCUUUACCCCAAGCCCAUAUCCACUUCGAUAAAUUGAAGGUUAACGAGAAUAGUGGUAGCAUUAUUGGUGGAAACAACACUAAAAGUGCAAGUAAUGGAAAGUCCAGCAUGCAGAAUAUCGACAAUAGCAAUAGUAACAUUAGUAAUAGUAACAAUAAUAAUAGCAUUAUCAGCAGCAAUAGCAACAAUAACAAUGCAGGAAAUAAAACCACAGCACCAUCUUCUCAACAUGGCAUUGGAAAUGAUGCUAACCAAAAAAUGGUAAGCACACCACCAUACCACGAGAAUUUGAAUAAGAACAAAUUUAACGAAAUGUUAAAUGAUGAAAUAUUAAACAUAUUAAAGAAAAAUAUUGUGAUAUCAGUGAAUAUUGUUGCAGCAAUUAAAUUAACACCAAAAUGCAAAACUUUAAUUUAUUUAGCCUUCGAUUCAGCAAUAAAAGAAAUAAUUACAUCUGUCGUAGAUAGGUUCGUUUUAAUUGGAUGUAUAACAACAAGAGAAUUAGUAAAAAAGGAUUUCGCAAACGAGUUGAAAGAAACUAUUAUGCAUAAAGCUUCUUUGCUAAUGGCGACGAGCAUAUCAUCCUCUCUUGUUUUAGUGUCAUGCAAAAAGCCUCUAAAAAAUAUUUUAAUACAAAAUUUAAGAAGUAUUAUUGAACAGAAUUGUUCUUCAGAAUUAAAUAACACAAUUGUGGACGAUGUUGUGAAAGGGUUAAUUAAUGAUAAUAUAGAUUUAAUAUAUUCCAUAAUCGAACAAGUAGCUAUAGAAAAAUCAUCCAUAGAAAUUGAGGAAAUUAUGAAACCAAUUUAUUCUUCUAGAAAAUAUGCACGUAUACAUAAAUUAAAUAUAAAGGAAAAUUUUAAUAACAAAUACUAUAACGCGUUGCCUGUUUUUUUAAAAGCUCAUAACAUAACCUUAAAGCAUAUUCAAGUGUAUAAAAAUUUUAUGAAUUUAAAAAUUUUAUCAAAUUUACAACAAAAGUUAUUUUCACCGAAUUCAGUAGAUCAAGAAGGUUUAUCAAAUGAAAAUGAUAACAUUGGAUCAUGUUAUCAAAAUUGUCGUAGUGGUCAAAAUAGUUUAAACCAUCCCAAAAUGUUAAAUCAUCAAAAUGGACUAAUCUAUCAGAACUAUCAAAAUAGAAAGAAUAGUGAAAACUUACUAAAUUAUGGCCCAUUCUCAAGCACAUUAUAUAACAAUAAAAAAUAUAUAUCGAAUCCAUUAGAUGGUAGAAAUGGAGAAAUUGUUAAUUAUCCCAAGGAGGAACAAGAUAGAGAAUAUAGUAAGGAUAAUGAUAUCUCUUUUAAAAUAGUCAGAAAAACGGAGAUGAAAGAAGAUAAUGAGAAAGCUGCUAAUAAAUGUUUGGAUGAAAAAUAUUAUGAUGAAAGUAAUGCAGAUAAUGAAGAGAAAUGUAUCAAUAAUCAUAUAAGCAUCAAUGGAGGAAGCAUUAAUAUGUCGCAACAGAAAAGCUUAACCUUGUCAAACCUGAACUACAGCAAUAAUGGAGUAAAAUAUAUAUCUGGCAAUAAUAAUGGCUUGAAAGAUAAUGCAAAUUUUCACCUAGGUAAUAUGAAUACUAAUAAUAACAUAAAUAUCAUAAAUAAUAUAAAUGAUAUAAAUUAUGUUAGCAAUAUUAAAUGUGUUAAUAAUGCUAAUAAUGCAAAUUUUAUGAACCAUUUUAAUUCAUAUAACACUUCUAAUAAUACGUAUAUAUAUAAAAUUCCAAAUAAUUUCAACUGCAAUAAUUCUGAUCAUAAUUUUAAUACAAAUAAUAGGUAUGUGAACAUAGAUAAUGUGAACAACUCGGCUAAUGCUCAGGGGUAUAAUAAUUACGUUGGAAACUAUGAACAACACAAUGGCAAGAAUUUCACUGAAAUGGAUAUUAGCUCACAAUCAGGAUUUACUAACAGUUACGAGGACAGAUGUUCCAAUGGUUUAAUCUCACCCAAUUCUAUAUCCACUCCAACUUUUUCUACGACUUCUCAAGCCUUCUCCGCUUCUCCACAAACAUUUACUGAUCCAGCAUCAAUUUCUGUCACUGCUACUUCUGCACCCUUAUCUACGAACACUAACUACGCAUGUAAUAAUCCAAUGACCAUUAACAACCUGAAUGUCAAUGCAAAUUCAUUAACCACUCAUGAUGAAGACAACUUUAAUAUCAGUGUGAAUUAUGAUAAUCAAAUGGAAAACAUCACAUGUAGUACCAUGAAUACGAAUUAUAUGAGAAAUAUGAAAAAUGGAAAUUUUAACUUUAAUGGGAAAAACUCAGUUUUAUGCAUCUCAGAACAAGGCAUGGGUGGCGCAACUAUGAAUGGAGCAACUAUGAAUGGAGCAACUAUGAAUGGAGCAACUAUGAAUGGAGCAACUGUGAAUGGAGCAACUGUGAAUGGAGCAUACGCGAAAAUAGACUCAGCAAUGUGUCGGAAUGUGAAUGCUUCCGUCCGCACGAACAACGGCAAUCGCAUCAGUUUUGACAAUGUUUUGAACAGUUCAUCGAUAAAUCAUCGUGGUGUAAAUAACUCAAUGAAACGAAAUUCAGUAAUGAUAACGGAAAAUAUUGAUAUAGAUAAAAAGGGAACCACUGCUGGUAUUUAUAAUUCCAUCAGUGGCGUUAGUGAAAAUGGAUUCAAUGAGAAUAAUGGAAAUAAUGCGUACAGGGCCAGUGGUGAUGAUGACUCCAACACGAACACAGCUAGCAAGUGGCGUGUGAACGAAAAUGCAAAUAUGAAUUUGAAAAAAAUAAGGAAUGUUGACAUGUCAUGCAAACACAAGUUUUUGUUUUUCAUGUCAGAUAUUUUUUUAAGAGAAAAUAUGAACAAAAUAAAUGUCAAAGAUAUUAUACCACUCUUUGAAUUUUGUAUGACAAACAUUAAAGAAUAUGUUAAAUAUAUUCUGACGUUUCCACCUAUUGUACCUACGGUAAAUAAUUUUAAUGAUUAUUGCAAUGUUAAGACUCCAUAUUUUAAAUUUGAAAAAUUAACAUGCGCUGAAACUCCAUCCCUUUUAAUAUUAUCAUGCUUAUCAACGAAUCAUGAAAUUUUUAUUCUUUGUAAGGUAAUUAUAUACAUGUGUGAAAAUGCAGUAGAUAAGAAUGAUACAUAUAAAAUUAUAGGCACUAAGCUGUAUAAAUAUAUUCAGGAGACAAUAAAAGAGAUAAUGAUAAAUUUAACCAAUGUAUCACAAAACGCAGGUGAAUGUAUUGAUACAUUGAAUAAUAAUCGAAACGAUAAUGAGAUGAAUAGUAACUCAUUUUUAUCAGCGAGUGGUAGAAGUAGUAAGAAUGAGAAUGGUGCUAAUAAUGGUAAGAAUGAUACACAUAAUGAAAACAUAACAAAUGGAAAAUCACGUGAGGAAAAAUGUGUACAGAACAGAAGAGGAGUGAACGAAUUGUUCAUUCUAAUAGAAAUACAAUUAUGCAUAUUAGAACGUAUGUGUAAAAAUAAUAAAGAACUGAAGAAACUAGUUACUUCUUACAUGCUAAAUUCUCUUGGUCAUAAUUUAGGAAACAUAACUUUAUUCACACGAUACAAUAUCAUUGAUCACAAAAAUUUAGAUAAAACUAUAUCAAAGUUUUUGAAAAAUGCCACUAACAUGAAUAUUAUCGAGUUUUGUAGUGAUUUAAUUAGAUGUGUAGUUAUUAAAAAGAAAUAUUUAAAAUUAGAACAUUUAAAAAAAACAAUUAAUAAGCUAAUUAAGAUAUAUAAAAUGAUGUCCAGUGAUAAUCAGUACAUUCAUAUUCCUCCGGUGAAACAAAUUCUGAUACAAAAUGUAAAAAACAGUUUAACUCAAAUGAUUCAGGAGCUUAAGGUGGCAAAGAACAAACGCAAUGAGCUUGAGCGGGAAGAGGAGAAGAAAGAGGAGAAAGAGCAAGAAGAAAAAGAAGAAAUGUUCACAAAAAAAAUGUUGAGGACCCUAACUGAGUAUAUAUAUGCAUCAAAGGAAUAUGGGGAAAAGGGAAGAAGAGAAAAUUGUGACAUGAUAAUUCGGAAAGAAGCAAUUCAUAUCCAGGGGAAAGCUAGUAUACAAAAAGGUAUAGAAACGAGUGAAGAAUGUCAGGUACAUCUGGGAACCAUAAACGAGGAAGAGAGGGAAAAAGAGACUUCAAAAGAGACUUCAAAAGAGACUUCAAAAGAGACUUCGAAAGAGACUUCGAAAGAGAAUACAAAAGGGAAUUCGAAAGAGAAUGCGAAAGAGAGUACGAAAGAAAGCGAAAUGAAUAGCCAAAAUCUUGACCUAAAAGAAAACCAAAGUAACAAGAAAAAAAACACAAACUCAAGGAAUAAACACAAAAAUGAAAACAAACUGCCAAAUGAAGAGGAGAAGGAGCCCUGUGAUAAGAAUAAACAAUCGACUCCAAGUUGCACCACAGGGGAAAAGAAGAAUAACAAAUGUGAAAACAAAUCUUCACUCAGUUCUAUGGAGGAGAAGAAUAAUGCUGUUGUUAAAAGUUGUGAGUUCUUUUUUCUAGGUAACUUAAAAAUUCAAUAUGACCAUAAUAAUGUAGAUGAAUGCACCAUGUUCUUACUUGAGAAGCUUAGCUUCGAGAAUAAAUCCUUUAAUAUGAAAGAAAUUAGAAAGAAUGAAAUUUUAAAUACGAAUGUGCACCAGGAAUUGAACUCUGAGAAGAAAGAAAUUGGCAACUCGGAUGAAACGAACAUAAGUAACAACAAAGAGAAACACGCAAGUUAUAAUUUAAAAAAUAUUUCCACGAAAAAUAUAAAUGCAAACAUAGUUAAAAAGGAAGAUGAAAAUUUGAAGAACUCCACAGAGUGCAGUGAAAAUGGUAAAAAUAUUUGCAGUGAUGAAAACAAUUUUAGAUGUUCUUCAUUACACUCAGUUGAAUCGAAUAGUUUGGAGUUGUCAGGUUAUUCCUCCUCCAACUCCUCAAAUUCAUUUUCCUCAUAUAGUGAAGGAGGGGAAGAUGACGAUGAAGAAGAAGCAGAAACAGACUUUGAUGAUGGCAUGUCUUCAUCAAGUUCCUCAGGGUUGGAUUCCUCCAUAUCAAACGGAUCUGCGUUAAGUACCUUGUCAUCCUCCUACAAUUUAAUGAAGUCAGAACUACAAAAAGAGAUAAAUUUUAAAAUUCAAGAUAUUCCAAAGAACAAUUUAAUAAAUUACGUUCCAAGCGUAAAAGAAACCAAUAAUAUGAAUAAAAAGUUGGCAAAAGAGUUCACACAUUAUUUAUACGUACACGACAUAUUAAACAAACCUGUAAGAUGUAAAUACUUACCAGCGCCACCAUUAAUUAGCGAAGAAAAAGGGAUAGUUAUUGCAUGCCUUUUUGCAGAAUGGUAUUUUAUAUAUAAAAAUUAUUUAAAUGUUUUAAAAAUGAGUAUAUCUAAUGAUAUGCUCGAUGUUAUCAAGCAACAACAUAAAUUGAAGUGUGCAAAAUAUUUUCAAAAGGUAUCAAAUCAUGGGUUUUUAAAUGUAGAUCAUGUGACAGAUCAGUUUUUAACACACACAAUUAACAUUGCGGUUAACAUAGCUUUGCAUAAUUUGGAAAAGAGUACUAUAACUAACAGAAACUGUACCAUGCUAGUGCUAGAAGAAAAAAAAGGUGAAGAAGCAAAAGAAGGUCAAGAAGCAGAGGCGGUGACAAAAAGGAAUAAUAUCCAGAGCGAGACCAAUGCAGGGUGCCAAGAGAAAUCGGUGGAGGUAAACUCUGCAUAUCAAACGAAAGAACCAGAGGAAAGAAAAACGAAUGAAGAUGCAGUGAAUGUGGAAAAAUUGUCUGAAAAAAGUAAUUGUCAGAUGAACGAAGUUAGUGAGAGUAAGAACGUGAUUAGUGAUAAUAAGAACAUAGCUAAUGGGAGCAAGAACGUGAUUAGUGAUAAUAAGAACAUAGCUAAUGGGAGCAAGAACGUGAUUAGUGAUAAUAAGAACAUAGCUAAUGGGAGCAAGAACGUGAUUAGUGAUAAUAAGAACAUAGCUAAUGGGAGCAAGAACGUGGUUAGUGAUAAUAAGAACAUAGCUAAUGGGAGUAAGAACGUGAUUAGUGAUAAUAAGAACAUAGCUAAUGGGAGCAAGAACGAGAUUGAAGAAAACAAAGACGAUUGUAACUGGAGCGCUCUAAAUGAACCAGAAAAUGAACACGCGAAGAACGAUUUUAUAAAAUGUAAAAAAAAUGACGAAGAUUUAAGAAAAGCACACAAAACUAGCGAUUUGUUAAACUACAAUUACAUAGAUGCAUGGCCAAAAAUGGUUGUAAGUCUGAUUAAGCUAGUAGAUGUAGAAGAAAUAUCCCCAAUUGUAGUAUUUCAAAAGGUUCUGCAUGUUAUAUGUAGAGUCAUACACAAGAAAUGUGAAAUCGAAAAGGAGAAAUUUAACCAGAGACCUUAUUUUAGAUUAUUACAUUGUUUAUUAGUAGAUAUUUACGAAGGCUGUGUACAUUCAAGUGAUUUGUAUAUAUAUAUGAAUUGUUUUGCGAAAUGUUUUUCCCUUUUAUCACCUUUGAGAAUUCCUGUAUUUUGCUUUUCGUGGUUAGAGCUUAUAUCAUCAAAGUAUUUUAUGCCAAAAAUGCUAGCAAAAUUUUGUGGUUGGGAAGCUUAUAAAAAGUUACUGAUUUCUCUUUUUACCUUUUUGAAGUCCUUUUUAAAUAAAAUACAAGUAUCUAAAGCAGUAGAGGCAUUAUAUUUAGGAACUAUAAGAAUUCUUCUUGUGUUACUACAUGAUUUUCCAGAUUUUUUAUCGUGCUACUAUGUGACCUUUUGUAAUUUAUUUCCUAUUAAUUGUAUCCAGCUAAGGAAUCUUGUUCUUUCUGCGUUCCCAAGAAACAUCAAAUUACCUGACCCCUUCAUGUCUGAUGUGAAAAUUGACUUGUUACAAGAAAUUAAGCUAGUGCCCAAAAUUAUGACAAACAUAGUUUUCCCACUUUUUAAAAAUAAUUUUAAAAAUGUAAUUGACGAAUAUUUUUGUAAAAGAGAUAUUAAAUUACUUGUAGAUAUUAAGGACAUGUUAUAUUUAUCAAAAAAUAAAACUUAUCAAUAUUCUGUCAAGUAUGAUGUAGAUGUUAUAAACUCCUUGACGCUGUAUGUAGGAACUAACAUUUGCAAAGCUAAAGUAAAUAACAUGUUUAGGUUUAACAGUAAUUGUGAUCCAAUACUUUUAGUUAAAUGUCAAGGCAGUAACAAUAAUAACCCAGAUGAUGUGAAAGAUAUCAUGUUACAAGAAGUUAUUAUAGAUGAUAACCGUGAGAAGAAAAAAAAAGAAAAAAAGAAAGAAAAAAAAAAAAAAAAAAAAAAAAAAUUAUCCAAUGCUACGAAACUGAGUAAAGUUCAAAAGAAAGAUAAAAAAAUAUUGGAACAACAUUUGCCUAAAAAAUAUGUAGAUCUUAUGAGAGAAAAUAAUGAAGAGGGUGCAGGACACGAAUUUCUAGGAAAUUAUGAUGAUGAAAAUGGAGAGGCAUUGGUAAAGGAUCUUCUAGGUGAUGAUGGCGAUGAUAAUAUUGGAAGCAUCUGCGGGAAUAAGAAAAAGAAAAUAACUGUUACAGUUGUUAAAAAUAAUUUGGCUUAUACGUUAUUUCUAUAUUUAUGCAAAGAAUUAGAUAUGGAAGGAAGAUAUUUGUUAUUGUCAAAUAUAGUGAAUCAUAUAAGAUAUCCGAAUUCGCAUACCCACUACUUUUCUUGUCUUAUAUUAUUUUUAUUUUCUCAAUCAAGCGAUGUUAUCAUUCAAGAACAAAUAAUUCGAGUUCUCUUGGAACGAAUCUUAGCACAUAGACCUCACCCCUGGGGAUUGUUAAUAACUUUUAUUGAAUUAAUAAAAAAUGCCAAAUUUCACUUUUGGGAAUGCCCAUUUGUCCACGCAGCAAUAGAGAUUAAGAAGCUGUUCCAGUCAGUAGCUCAAGCAUGUCUAGGGCGUUCCUAA
Molecule: messenger RNA, 14301 nt
Organism: Plasmodium gonderi
Lineage: Eukaryota; Apicomplexa; Aconoidasida; Haemosporida; Plasmodiidae
Exons: 2
Coding region: 1-14301 (4766 amino acids)
Biological process (GO): nuclear-transcribed mRNA catabolic process, deadenylation-dependent decay
Cellular component (GO): P-body; CCR4-NOT core complex
Molecular function (GO): molecular adaptor activity
Source: RefSeq, a predicted model, not a curated record